AUGGGCGCCCCUCUAUCUGUCAGUGACCACUUUACUCAUCUAACGGCUGAACUUGACAAACGAUGGGCUCAGACUUUAUCUCGAGAGCUGGCUAGAGUUCGUGAUGAAGCUGCUCUUAAUCAAGAGGCUGCUAGAUCAUUGGCGUCAUCCCAACAAACGCGUAACUUCGAGGUAACCGAGGCAGCUGUGCAAUCAGAAGAUAGUAGAUCCCCUUCUACUGCACAAAAUGCGGAACUCUGCCAAGGCCCGGAAAGCCCUAAGUACCUUUUCACUAAAAUAAAGUGA
Molecule: messenger RNA, 285 nt
Organism: Protopolystoma xenopodis
Lineage: Eukaryota; Metazoa; Platyhelminthes; Monogenea; Polystomatidea; Polystomatidae
Source: the annotation of a GenBank genome assembly